Cadophora gregata is the source of this 348-nucleotide messenger RNA. RefSeq lists its product as uncharacterized. The record is from RefSeq and is a predicted model, not a curated record. Bases 1 to 348 code for a protein of 115 amino acids. The transcript is spliced from 4 exons. NCBI's taxonomy places the organism in Eukaryota, Fungi, Ascomycota, Leotiomycetes, Helotiales, Ploettnerulaceae.
AUGCUAUCCGAUCCUAACCUCCCCGUCUACCUCAUCUGGCCAGACCAGAUCCUCUCUCAUUUUCGUUAUCUGGGGUCCGCCGAGCCGUGGGCGUCAACCUCCUACCCCACAGUACUGUUUAUCUCUAUGCAGUCCGGACAGAGCCAUAAAUCGGAAGCAAAGGAAAUCAUACCGGGUACACUAGUGCCAGCUCCUUCACCUCCACCGCUUGGAAAGCUGGAAGGAGGAGUUAUGAUUGGUGCGCGAAGAAUGUCACCUUGCCAUUAUUUUCUUCAGAGCAAGGCGGAUAUUCAGCUUGGAAAUGAGGUGACAGAUCACGAUUUCAAGAGCAAAGGGAGCUGGUUCUAG